UAUGUGGCUAGAAGGGGACAUGUGGCGAUAGAAUACGAGAGACGCUGCAAGAUUAUGUGAAUAGUUAAGGUCGAAAGUUUAUCUGGAUUAUAUCAACCCUGAUAUGGCUGAUUCCCGCACUAUUGUGGAAGGAUCUGUGAAGUAUCGUGAUGGCAGGAAGUGGAAGAAUCGAUGGUGCGUUCUCUCCAAACUUUCUCCAGUUGCAGACUGCCUCCAUCUCCAGAUGUACCGAGACAGCAAAGAUCGAUGUAAGAAUGUACCAACCAAGGCCUCUCUUUCUCUGGAAAAGUUCCUGGGUUUGGAAACUGGGUUUACUCUGGACAAAGAGAGCAACACAAUGGCUGUCAUCUGUUUCGAUAUGGUUGUACUGCUCGCCUUCGACUCUAGAGAACUUCUCAUACAAUGGCAAGUUAAAAUUAGAUCCAACGUAGUGGAAGAGCAAAGCUACUUGGUUCAGGUUUCCCACGUUCCAGCAAAAAGUAAGCUUCCUUGUGGUCCUGCAAGACUACAUCUCCAAGACUAUAUGUUUUGCCUCGCCUCAGGAGUUCCUCCCAAACUGCUGGGAACAUGGUCACUUAAGGAGCUCCGCAGGUUCGGUGUGGUGGAAGCCAAAUUCUGUUUCGAAGGAGGAUCGCGCUGUGGUAAAGGCGAAGGUCUUUUUAUCCUAUUGACCAAUCAGACAGCAGAUCUCUCUGAAGCCUUCGAUUUAGCCUCUAGGGGAAAACUUGCGAGUAGAAGCAGACCAACAGCUAGAGCCAAUUCUGAAACUUCGUUUAGAAGAUCUUUACAACCCAAGUCAAUGAGCAGACACUCUGAAAAGUACAGGAAUGAAUCCAAUCAGCCUCUUCUCAGCUCGGGUUCUGAUGGUAGUACUUCUGAUGCUUGUUCCGAAAACAUUCGAUUCAGUUCUGAUUCUCUAACGCGAAAUGAAAAUUAUCCCACUAGUACAACGUGUAAAACCCAUCAUCGAUGUCCAUCGUUAACAUCUCCGUUCACGGCAUCAUUUAUAUCCAAGGAUAGCGACGUGGGGAGUGCACAAACAAUUUCUUUAGCGUUAGGCUAUUCCCGUGAACAAACACCACAAAUUUUAAAUCAAAGUCUGGAAUCCAAUGUGAACAUGAAUAUUUUGGAUAUAGAAAGAGACUGGAACGCCAAUCAAUGUGAUAAGUGUGGACGACAGUAUUGUCCAUCAAACAAACUGACAUCUUCCUCUCUACAAACGCGACACGAGAAUAGUGCUUUAGCUUCUCACUGGUGUCCCAAUAUAAAAGCAGGGUCCCCAAAUAAAGAAAUUACUUUCCAAGGGAAUACUGUGAUCGUGGGAUGCGGUAAGAGACGGCCUUCCGACAGAUCUUCGAUGUCCUCCCAGAGUAGUCACAGCAGUAGUGCCAGUAGCAGUGGUUCUGAAUACUCUUUACCAAAAAACUGUCUCGAUAACGUAUACGGAAAACUAAGAGGUACUCACGUGAUAAAACAACCACCCAGUCUCCCAAAACUCCUCAUAAGGAGAAGUGUUCCUAUUCAAGAGGAAAUUUCUGGUGUUGUAACUUCUAGUGCUCAGCAGCAAGGCAAGUGGGCUAAUAAUUUGCAUACGAGUUCAAUCAUUGGAAGCUCAGAAAAAUGUUGGUCCAAUGACGUUAUUCCUCGUGUGCACAAAAGAAGUGCCUCUUGUUCUUGUACCUAUCGACCAAUAGAUGAACUGAACAAACCAAAAGAUUCAUCUAACAGCGUAGGAAAAUUAUUUGGAUCAACACCUAAAAUGGAUAUAACAGGCUCACCUAAUGACAGCCCUGUUAGACAAAAAAGACGAAAUGUGGGGAUCUUGAGGUCACAAAAAUCUACAGAUAGCCCCUACGUUCAUUACGCAGUACCUAAGCCUAUUCUUCAUGAUGACAAAGACAAGGAGAAACAACUGAGAAACCAGGCUUGGAGUUCACAGGUGCCUUUAUUGACUACGCAACAUUAUGACGUUCCUCGUAAAAUCAGAGAAAAUGUUCUGAGAGAGAAAACUACUAAACUUCCUACAUGUGUAUGUUGCACGUGUAAUUUUUCCAAAAAUGGUGACCACUCAAAACCACUUCAACAGAGUUUAGAUCGAAAUCUCAAGAUUCAAUUUUGUGACUGCCAAAGAAUGCUAUUAUGGACAGGAAACCUGGUUCCUUUCUGGAGAAGUAACUCACUGGAAAAUUGGAGCAGUUCUGCAGGUUUUGUUACACAUGAGUGUGAAUCCAAAGAUAAAACAAGACUAGGUCCUGUGUGUACUGAACCCACGAAGAGAUCAACUGAAGUACUCUUUUUGAACGGAAAACAAAGGCACGUCCUUUUGAAUUCUGAUUUACGAGAGUUUCAAAGCAAUGAAUCAAAGCCUUCUGAAACAGAAGAUGGUAAAAGUUCGGUAGAAACAGCAAACGUUUUGACUUCAGCCAAGGGAAGUUUGCAUCUUUUUGACGCUUCUAUCAAUUACGUAAAUUUUCAGAAACCUCGAAGUUAUAAAAGAGAUGAAAAAUGCAAACUCAUUGACGAUUUUUCAAAUUAUGCUAACUUGAAAUGUUUAGAGCCUUGUCUCGAUAAUCCAACAUUUAGUUUGCGUAGUGACAAUGGACCUGUCGCAGUCCAUCCUCAUGGCUUGUCUCGGAACAACAUUGAACAAGUAAUUUCGGAUCGUUCUCAUAAAGAAUAUGAAGAUAUUUCAGACUUAAAUACUGGCAUUGAAUCUCAAAAAAUUAUCUCCUCUUCGGUGCGUGAUAAAGAAAGUGUUUACGAAAUGAUGUCAUGUCAAAACGAAACACCCCACUCUUUUAACUCGUCCAAUGACAAUUAUUUGCCAAUGGAACCUGCAGAUUCGUGGAAGUCAUUAGUUUCAAUUCCUUCAUUAUCAAAUUUUGAUCUCGUCAGUGAUAAAUCUGUCUUCAUUAACUCUUCCGAGACGUCACAAAAUAUAGACGAAAACUUGCUUCUGAAACCUUUUCUGCCCUUUAUUUUACCCAGUAAGGAUUAUGACUCAGCCCAGGAAAUUGAUUCCACUUCCAAAUCGUACUCACGUGCACAGAAAAGUGAAUUUUAUAAUCCAGUAAGCCAAAAAGAUGUUUUUUCAACAGAAAUCCCAUCUCGGACUAAUCGUUCAAACUCAUUAGGUAACUUAAAGAAGAAAGUAUUCAUGAGGACUAGAUCUAAAUCCAUUGGAGGAAGACAAAAUCAUGGUGAUUCGUCACAACAUUUUGAAACUUCUGAGUCUAUUUAUAGAAAGAAGUACUCUUUCUUCACUAAACUGGCUUUAAGAAAUAAGAGGAAGUUAUUUAGAACUGAUGAUUUCUCAUCUUCAUCGUCAGUUCCUACUUCUCCAAAUGCCCAUUCUCUAAACAGCAUUAGUAGAUCAGCAGGCUGUCUAAUAGAUGACGAAGAUCCCUUAAUGUCGGAGUAUGACUUCAGUGGACUUCCUCGUCCUAGUCAGAAAAUGUCUCUUAGAGACGGUUGCAGCCAGCCAAGUAUCGUUAAAAGAUCUCGCAGUGUUCCAUUCAAGUCCAAGAGUAAUGAAUGCUGGGUAAAAGCUUCAGUUUCUCAUAGAACGGCGUGUACACUCCGUGAAGGAGUUCUUCCAUCUAGUAACGUUGUAGAUUCCAUUUGCAUUCAUGGAUCGCUUCCUAGAACGCAACAUGAAGACAAGAGUGUUUCAGCACAGAAGGUUCUUUCUGUCCAGACAGAAAUAGAAAAAUGUGGGAAACGCGCUUCUACGCAAGAGAUCUCAUCAGAAAGUAAUAGAUGUUUAGGAACAGCAGGCAAGUUGGACCAUGCUACCACAUCUAGCAGUUCUUCCGACAUGAGUGACAUUAUUGAGACCUUGUCAUUAUGUUCUGAGAGUAGUAGCAGUAGCGCCAGUUUUCUCUGAACAUCCAACAGCGCAAGAAGUUUACAUCCUCAACUGUUAAACAAUGUACGGUAUUCAAAAUACGGAUACCAGUUCAGAUCAAUUGACCUGUUGAUAUUGUUUGAUAAAACGCAAAAUUCAUAAUGUGGACACUAGUUCCAAUCAAUUGACUUGUUGGACAGAACGCAAUAUUCAGAGUAAGGACAACUAGUUCAGAUUAGUCGGCAUAUUGAUAUUAUUGGACAAAUAUUGUCGUGUCCAAAUAACAAGAGAAUACGUUUCAAGGAGUAAGCACGAGAAAUGUUUCUUGGGAACCCUAAGAAGUCUUUUUUCGCGACAAAUUAUAAUUCUAUAAAUACUUCUCAUUCGCCAAGCUAUAGCCGCUCGUGUUUCUUUACAAGCAAGCUUUCAUAUCACACUAGUUUCGAGCCAGCAGAAUGUCCACUGUAUUUAACAAAUGAUGACAAGGAAAUAAACUAUCUUAAGACACUCUGAAACUGUUGGUUUUGCUGGAAAGGCAAAAAUUAGCAUCCAGACGUUGAUCUAAUAGAUUCUACUAGGGGUAAAAAAUUGGAAAAGAAUUCACGUUGCGACAUAAAGAAAGAUCCAGUUUUUAAAAUAUCUCGAUGACUUUACUGCAAAACUUUAUGUGGUCGUUAUGCUCAAAUAUUAAAGACAUUUUCAUAAUCUUUUAAUAUAUGUCUUAACCUAAUCAUAAAUGGUAUGCCAAUGCUCUAAUUGAAAAACGGCUACAUAUCGUAUUGUAUUUCCAAACUAUUAACAUUUUAUCUCAUAAGACGUCAAAUACUUAUUAUACCUUAUCAUAAUCCCAUGAAAAUGAACAAUAUCGUAAAUAUUAAGUGGAAAAUUUCAGAUUUUAGUUUUAAGAAACUGAUAUUAAACCUGACGUUUCGAAAGGCUU
This is a messenger RNA of Limulus polyphemus (Atlantic horseshoe crab), 4787 nucleotides long. RefSeq lists its product as uncharacterized. Gene Ontology annotation, molecular function: protein kinase binding. The record is from RefSeq and is a predicted model, not a curated record. The transcript has 10 exons. Gene Ontology annotation, biological process: neuromuscular junction development; positive regulation of protein tyrosine kinase activity. Bases 104 to 3886 code for a protein of 1260 amino acids. Lineage: Eukaryota; Metazoa; Arthropoda; Merostomata; Xiphosura; Limulidae.